Molecule: messenger RNA, 1710 nt
Organism: Exophiala oligosperma
Lineage: Eukaryota; Fungi; Ascomycota; Eurotiomycetes; Chaetothyriales; Herpotrichiellaceae
Exons: 9
Coding region: 1-1710 (569 amino acids)
Biological process (GO): xenobiotic detoxification by transmembrane export across the plasma membrane
Molecular function (GO): fluconazole transmembrane transporter activity
Source: RefSeq, a predicted model, not a curated record
AUGCUGGACACGAUAAGAGAUGCGCCCCUCGGCCAGCUCAUUCGGUUCAUCACCAACAAUCGAACCGUUCUGUACCCUGACGAGCGACCCGGGUUCGCGCUCCCGAAGCUGGCACCCGAAAGUCCAGGAGAUCUAUCCCCAGAGGACGAGAGAACACCGAGCACCGAUGAAGAAGCUGCGGGUAGACUCAGUCUUGAGCGACAAAUCAGUCGAGUCUUUACCCAGGAACGACUGGAAUUGGAUCGUCAGCUUGAACUGGAAAAGACAAGAAGCAUCCCGAUAUCUCUUCACAAGUCCGCCGAUGGAACCGUGCUCGUCGACUGGUACACGACCGAUGACCCGGAGAACCCACAAAAUUGGUCCAAGGGGAAGAAGAGUUUUGUCCUGUUGCAGAUAUGUCUCUACAGUUUCGCAAUGUAUGCUGGAUCCAGUAUCUACGUGGUUGGUGAGGCGGGCGUCAUGGAAGAGUUUGGGGUUUCACAGGCUGCAGCGGCCAUGGGACUGGCAAUCUAUGUCAUAGGAUAUGGUAUCGGUCCUCUCCUUUUUGCACCCCUCAGUGAAAUCCCAGCCAUCGGUCGGAACGGAGUGUAUACCCCGACAUUCUUCCUCUUCGUCAUCCUGUCCGUACCCACCGCGGUGGUCAAGAACUACGCCGGUCUUCUCGUCCUGCGAUUCUUACAAGGAUUCCUGAGCAGUCCGUGCUUAGCGAACGGAGGUGCAUCUGUGGGUGACAUGUACAAUUUACUCCUUCUCCCGCUUUACCUGUCUGCGUGGACGGCCGCGUGCUUUUGGGGUCCAGCGUUGGGUCCCGUCAUUGCUGGAUUCGCAGUCUCUGCCAAGGGAUGGCGCUGGUCACUCUGGGAACUCGUGUGGAUGUCAGCCCCCAUCCUAGUUCUCUACCUCAUCGCCUGCCCCGAGACACGUGGAUCGACCAUCCUCCGUCGUCGAGCACGGCGCCUUCGUAGAACCAUGGGACGGAACGACCUUCGUUCUCAAAGCGAGAUCCAGCAAGCAGACAUGAGUGUGUCAUCGAUCUUUGUCGACGCCGUCAUCAAACCUGUGGAAAUUAUGAUCAAAGAUCCAGCUGUACUGUUUACAAAUGUCUAUACGGCUUUGACUUACGGGAUAUACUACUCGUUUUUCGAGGUGUUUCCACUCGUAUACAUCGACAUCUACGGCUUCAACCUCGGCGAGCUGGGCUUGACUUUUCUAACCAUCGGCAUCGCUUGUCUCAUCGGUGUCACCGGCUUUACUUCCUACCUGCUCCUGUAUCUCGUUCCGGACAUUCGUAACCGAGGUUUCCGGCCCCCCGAGCAUCGCUUGGUUCCGGCCUUGUUUGGUGUCUGUGCCCUUCCGAUGGGGUACUUUAUGUUUGGCUGGACCGCACGUGCCUCGAUACAUUGGAUCGUGAGCAUGGUUGGAGUUGUCAUCCUCGUGGCUGCCAACUUUUUCAUCUUCCAGUGCAUCUUUGUGUACUUGCCACUGUCUUACCCACGGUACGCGGCGUCGUUGUUCGCCGGCAACGAUCUUUUCCGCGCCCUCUUCGCCGCCGGUUGCGUCGUCUUCUCUCGACCAAUGUUUCUCACCCUCGGCGUCGGAGGUGGCGUCAGUCUCCUCGCCGGUUUGGCCGUCGUCGGUGUCGUUGGCAUGUUUGCCUUGUACUUUUACGGCGCCAAGUUGAGAGCCAGAAGUACAUUUGCCGUGGCAUAA